UUGUAUCUACACCAGUUCUCCAUUUUCAGAUGCAGUCUAGUCUUCCAACGUUACUAUGAGCUUAUUCAACAUCAACAGAAAAAGUGCUAUAAAGAUGAUUGUCAGGCGCAGGCGAAUGAUAAUAAGAUCGUCGAGGAGUCGCUGACGGACGAGGAAAAGGCGCAACUUAUCCAGCAAACCGCCCUUGCCAGCAUAAACGAUGCCAAGCCGGCUGAUUUGGCAAAACUUCUCGGUGCCAGCAAGUCGAGCACAGAGGCGCUUCUGAAGCUAUGCGAAUCAGCAAACACCUCACCAUCGUCCAUGUUCCAUAAGCGAUGUCCGUUCUGUGGUCUGUUAUUCCGCAGUCGUCAAUCGCUUCAGGAACACAUCCCAGCUCGGCAUCCACACUCCGUUCCUCUUCAGGUUCCUUGUCAUUGCAGCCGUGACACACUGUCGAUGUCACCGUUUCUUGGCCAGUCAGACGAUGACCCAACGGAAUUCAUCGAAGAAAAUCCCGCAUCUUAUGCUAGUGGCUCAGCACAAUCCCGAUCACCCACGAGUAACAAGCGCUACCGUACUCAUCUUACUCCCACUCAAGUUCAUGUGAUGAAGAGCGUGUUUGGAGACUAUAAGACCCCUUCGAUGACGGAAUGCGAAGCGUUGGGACGGGAGAUCGGUCUUCAUAAACGAGUGGUGCAAGUGUGGUUCCAAAAUGCACGAGCCAAAGAGCGCAAGACACGAACGGCUAGCGAGGUGAAUCGUUCGACGUCUACAUCGUGCACAAUGUGUGGUGUAGAAUACGGUGGACGAAUAACGCUGCAGGACCAUCUGUUCUCUUUGCAACAUCUGAACAGUCUUAAAGCUCAGCUCAGAGUCGACACCGCUCAAGCAGAAACAACGUCAACAGCACUGCUUCAGAGGUUUUUGAAAGCUACCGUGGUUUUUUCAGCGCUUCCUCUUGUCUACGAUCCGGCAAUGUUUGGUACGCCAGUGGCGAUGCUUCAGAUUCCUGAGUCUGUAAAGAUGCGUAUCAAAUCCGACAUCACUGUUGGCUGGGCAUGUCCUUCUUGUACGAACGUCUUUCAGCAAGAGGCUCUUCUGAAAAAUCAUCAACGGACUGUAUGUCAAGGAACGGAUUAUUCAUGUCGCCAAUGUGACUAG
Haemonchus placei is the source of this 1140-nucleotide messenger RNA. Lineage: Eukaryota; Metazoa; Nematoda; Chromadorea; Rhabditida; Trichostrongylidae. The record is from the annotation of a GenBank genome assembly.